AUUGUGACAAAAUUAACAAAAAACAACAACAGAACAGCUCGGAAGGACAGCAGACCAAAUUUUCGAAAAACUUAUUAAUAAAAUGGAUUUAGUGCCAGAAAACUCCUCCAGUGCAAACAAGAGAACAACAGCAGGCGGCAGGGUGAAAUGGAGUGCCGCGCUUGAGAGCCUGAUGAUUGACAUAUGGAAGGAGAAAAUUGAAGAUUUGCGCGGACCACGCCAAAAUUCACAUGUGUAAAUUAAGUUGUCCGUAUGUCCAAGUAGCCUUAGCUGCUUGAUGCGGUGGUCCUCGUGCGGGUUCCGUGGUAUAGAAUCCUUUAUGAAGAUUAUGUUGGAGAGAUAACUGUCUCUCUUAUCACUGGCCUUGUGGUACAGUGGUAUAGAAUUAAUAAUUCAAAGUGUUUACGGCUGGUUGCCGGAGCAAGGUUUAUUAACAAGCGUUAGCUUUCGUUAUAAGAACAGAACUAAAACUAGGAGCCACCAGCAAGCUGGGGCAUAAGCUGAAUCAAAAGUAUUUAAUUGCCAAAGAAUGCAAAGCUACAAAAUAUAUGUACUUAGAGCUACAAAGCUACAGUCGGUAAGCCGACUUGGCAUAAGCGAUAAUGCUGAUCUUGCGGCAUGUGCAAGAUAUCAGAUUACCGCCGGUUGACCGUCACAUUCAGGGCGCUGAACUGAAGUUCGCUGAUUUGGCAUCUUGAGUGCAAACAACAUGGAGCAGAGCACAUUGGACAACGACAAUCCUGAUGAGUACUUUUCGGAUAUUAUUGAGAUGGACCUGGACGGAUCUUGUAGCUCCAGCACCUUGUCUGGGCGUCCGCCAAAGAAAAAGAAAAAGACCGACAUUUCGUGGCUGGCAGAGAUCGCCCAGGAGCGUCUCGAACAACAAAAGGACCUCCACAGAAAGAAGGAGGAGCACGACGUUAGGCAGGAGAAGAUGGUGCAGGACUUGAUCAGCACCCAAACAAAAUUCCAGAACGACUUAUUAGAAGUUUUAAAAAAUAAAAAUAAAUAAGUUUUUAAUUUUCA
Messenger RNA from Drosophila miranda, 1026 nucleotides. RefSeq lists its product as uncharacterized. Bases 710 to 1012 code for a protein of 100 amino acids. The record is from RefSeq and is a predicted model, not a curated record. Lineage: Eukaryota; Metazoa; Arthropoda; Insecta; Diptera; Drosophilidae. The transcript is spliced from 3 exons.